GUGAGCAGAAGACCGGGCAGUUUGGACUAAAGCAGGAGAGCUGCUGCCUUACAGCACUGCUGACUACUGACUACUCUACUGAAACUGAGGGAAAACUCCACCCAGACCCUGCCAUGCGCAGAUCUUCUCUUUUUUAGGGAUAUUUCAUGAGUUCAGCAAGUGUCCUCCACAUCUUCAGUCCCACGAUGCCAGGUCCAGUCAUGCCAGUGGACGUUGCAGUGCAGCUGUACAUCGCCCACUCGCCACCCCUUCGCAGCUUCCUCAGUUCCUAUGAGGACUGCAGGGCCCGAAACCGGGCCAACAACUGCUUCAAGCCCCUGCGGCCGUGCCUCAGCACCAAGGCCCCUCCGGAGCCACCCUGCCUGGGGUGGCAGUCGUCUAAAAGCAAAUCCAAAAAGAAGGUGGUGUUUGCUGACUCCAAGGGCAUGUCGCUGACUGCCGUCCGCGUCUACUCUCCGUCCAAUGGCAGGAACAGCAAUGUCUUGUCCCGGCUGCAGUUCAGCCCAGAGCUGAAUGGGCUGGAGAGCGCUACAGCUGCCUUGCGCAUCCACACGAUCCAGAGCAGGGCCCUGGACUUCCCUCAGCCGGCGGGCGACUACCUAGACUUCCGAAGUCGUCUGACCAAGAACUCUGUGUGCCUGGAGAACUGCACCCUGCAGGGGAGGGUGCUGACUGGCACGGUCAAGGUGCGCAACCUGGCCUUCGAGAAGUCCGUCCACAUCCGCAUCACCUUCGACUCGUGGAAGAGCUACCGGGACUUUGAGUGCACGUACAUGAACAACGUGUACGGCUGCCAAAACACAGACACGUUCUCCUUCACUGCGGAGCUGCCCGCGUACGUGCCACCUCAAAACAAGGUGGAGUUUUGCAUCAGUUAUACCACGGGUGGGCAGACGUACUGGGACAACAAUGAUGGCAGAAAUUACGGACUUGUGGCGGCGGCGUCGACAUGGAAACAGGACGAUGAAUUGAACUUGCCAGAGCCGCAAAAGAAAACGCAAGCCCCUGUUAAGCAGGGGAAGAAGGGAGAGGUGGAGAUCGGUCAGUUAAACAGCUCCAACAGCUGGAAAGGACUUUUCCCCGAGUGGCAGAGCUGGGGCUGCAUUGAAACCGGUCCCCCCUACUGGUAGUCUAAAGAACUUCAGUCAUCCAGUCAUCUCAAAUGAUGAUCUGGAUGAUGUAUAGAACUACUUCUGGGAAUCUGUUCUGUUCAGAAGCUGGAGCUGCUGUGCUAGAGAUAAGCUACAUAUAUAUAAGCUACACUAAUUAUUGCCUAGUUAAGGAUGUUUAAAUUUACGAUCCUCCUUUUGGUUUAAUGUGUUUUUGUAACCCUGUUUCAUUCAAGUGGAACACGACAUGCAUGUUUUAUUAUAAAACUGAUGGACCCGUUUUUUUUUUGGCAACCUGCAAUUGUUGUUUCUGGCUAAUUGCAAAUACUGUUUUUGACUAAUUGCAAGUAUUGUUUUAAAUAUAAUUGCAAAUGUUUUUAACGUUUAGCCACUGAUAAUACUGUUGUUCUACUACAGUUUGAUACUUAAUCUACCUUUCCUGCACAUCUUUUGUAUGCUUUUACACCUUGAAAAUGCUGCUGUGAACUUUCGAAGGGCGAAGAACUACAAAACAGAUUAUCAAUCUAUGCAAUUUGAUCAGAUGAUCAACAUUCAAAUUCCACAUUAAACCUCCGAAGUGCUCACAGGGGAGGAACAGCUGACUACCAAUAGGACAUUCCUUCAUAUUGAAGGGUUAAACUAUAUCUUGGUGAUGUUGUUGGACGUUUAGGUGACUUCAAGAUUUUGCUGUGAAGCUGCAGGCACUCACUGUGAAUGAAUUACAUGGAAAUGUGCCAAAUAAAGACGAUUGUAGGAUCUGCAGCAGUGCAGUGGCUCCUCCACACUGCUAGUACUUUUUUAGGGGGAUCUGUGGGGUGGGGGAUGUAUUGGGAUGUUGUUGUGUUGCGUUCAGAUAGACAGUGCCUUAUUUCUGGUGUGUGGAUGGUUAUCUGUGUAAAUGUGGAAAUAUGUGGUUGAAAUAAAUGAUCACUAUUUAGCCUCUAAA
Messenger RNA from Astyanax mexicanus (Mexican tetra), 2055 nucleotides. RefSeq names its product protein phosphatase 1, regulatory subunit 3Ca (gene ppp1r3ca). Gene Ontology annotation, cellular component: protein phosphatase type 1 complex. The coding region runs from base 147 to 1130 and encodes 327 amino acids. NCBI's taxonomy places the organism in Eukaryota, Metazoa, Chordata, Actinopteri, Characiformes, Acestrorhamphidae. The record is from RefSeq and is a predicted model, not a curated record. The transcript is spliced from 2 exons. Gene Ontology annotation, molecular function: protein phosphatase 1 binding; glycogen binding. Gene Ontology annotation, biological process: regulation of glycogen biosynthetic process.